AUGGGCAGCAAAAAGAGACCCUGUCCAACAACCAAUACUGACACUGUAGGCGCCCGUUAUGAUGGCCAGGCGCUUCUCAAGGCUGCCCUCUACAAAUAUCUCAAGGCACAGCCCUGGGCGGGCAAGGCCGCCAAAUAUAUCAGAAAAGCCAACCAAGAUAUCGAUGGAGUAGAACCUGAGUUCAAACUCGAUCCGUUGUUCGCUGCUUUGGUGAAGGAGUUGGAUAGGUCAGCGGAAUUGGCCGCAGCGGAAUUGGGCGCAGCGGAAUUGGGCGCAGCGGAAUUGGGCGCAAGCAAGAGGAAUCGCAAGGAUGUGGUGUUAGAAGAGUCCCUGGCAAAACUGGCCAAGUUGGAUCCGGCUUCGCUUGAGGGUUCGUCUCAGGUCCUGAAGCCUGCGCCGAUGAAGCGGUUAAAUACUAACGAGUGGUUGAAGAAAUCCAAAGUCAAAGACAACAGCUACGAAGCCAAGGGUGGAGACGGGUUUGCCAGCCGGGCUGCUGAGGACUUGGGAAAAGUAAAAGGGAAAGAUUUCCGAGCGGCUAAAAACAAGAAGAAAAGAGCCUCCUGGAAAGGAGCGGGUUCCAUAGAUACCGACGGAGAUACUGAGAUUCAUUUCAUCUAUUUCGAAACAUGUCGGAUACUGGAACUGAUCGAGUUUAUAAAGCCCAGGUUGAAAGGACAGGCACAUAUUCAUGUCUCGGGUGGAGGUGCGUACAAGUUCCAUGACCAGCUGAGUCAGCAGUUAGGUGUGAAAAUCGUAAAGUGUGACGAAAUGUCUUCCGUGGUGUGUGGACUAAUCGAAACCCUAGAAAAGGCUGACACACCCUUGUACCAAUUCGACCUGAGCACCGGGGGCAGACUACCGGAACAUUUCCAGUACCCUUUGCUGGUCGUAAACAUCGGCAGCGGUGUCAGCAUCCUCAAAGUUAACGGAGCCGAUGAUUACUCCAGAAUAUCCGGCACUUGUAUUGGCGGAGGUACAGCGCUAGGGCUAUGUAAACUGUACUUCGGUACCACCAGCUUCGAAGAGGUCGUAGAACUCUCUCGGAAUGGCAAGUCCUCCCUAGACCUCACCGUCAUUGACCUCGUAGGCGACAGCGCAGGCAGCACCCGACUACCGCCCGACCUACUAUCCGCCAGCUUCGGCAGACUACACAACAACACCGUACCCGUCUCCAAAGAAGACUUCGCCUUCUCCGCCAUACGAAUGGUCUCCUACAACCUCGGCUAUCUCGGCUACCUCCUGGCCAAACUUCACGGAUGCCAAACAGUCAUUUACGGCGGCAAAUACGUCAGCGACCAUGACAUUACCAUGGCCACGAUUACGGAAGGCAUGCUGUUCUCGCAACUUUACGAAGCGGAUGACGAAAUGACGUCCUCCACUUCCUUCGUGCACCAGGUACGACGGUUUCAGAAGGACAGCGAAGAACAGGGCAAACCCUUCAUCAAAGCGUGCUUUCUACGACAUGACGGCUACCUGGGUGCGAUUGGAGUGCUUUCCAAAGGCCUGAAGUGUUUGGAUUGA
Gregarina niphandrodes is the source of this 1524-nucleotide messenger RNA. Its product is annotated as pantothenate kinase. The coding region runs from base 1 to 1524 and encodes 507 amino acids. Gene Ontology annotation, molecular function: pantothenate kinase activity; ATP binding. Gene Ontology annotation, biological process: coenzyme A biosynthetic process. Lineage: Eukaryota; Apicomplexa; Conoidasida; Eugregarinorida; Gregarinidae. The transcript has 5 exons. Gene Ontology annotation, cellular component: nucleus; cytosol. The record is from RefSeq and is a predicted model, not a curated record.